Rhizoctonia solani is the source of this 2517-nucleotide messenger RNA. Its product is annotated as MATE efflux family protein. Bases 1 to 2517 code for a protein of 838 amino acids. NCBI's taxonomy places the organism in Eukaryota, Fungi, Basidiomycota, Agaricomycetes, Cantharellales, Ceratobasidiaceae. Gene Ontology annotation, cellular component: membrane. Gene Ontology annotation, biological process: xenobiotic detoxification by transmembrane export across the plasma membrane. The record is from RefSeq and is a predicted model, not a curated record. Gene Ontology annotation, molecular function: xenobiotic transmembrane transporter activity; antiporter activity; protein-folding chaperone binding. The transcript has 13 exons.
AUGCCUGCAACCCUCCCGAAGCGGAACCACUUAGGAGGCACAAGUGUGCCCAGAAUCGACGAAGAAGGAGAUGACAAGGAAGAGGAUGAGGCGGAGCCUUCAUGGACUGAGCGUUUGCAAGAAUCUAAGGUUUUAUUAAAGUAUACCGCACCUGUUUUUGCAACACAUUUGUUGGAGUAUUCACUCGUAAUUGCCUCUGUGAUCUCUAUCGGUCAUUUAUCCACGGAAGGGCUGGCAGCCUCUACUUUGGGUUCUAUGACUGCGCGUGGACCAGUGAUAACCCACGGAACGUGGGCUAGGACUCAGCGUAUGGUAGUUGUCAUGAGUUUUACCAUUAUUCCGAUCUUGUGCGUUUGGCACAGCGCCGAGUCAAUUCUUCUUGUCCUUCGUCAAGAGCCCGAAAUCGCUCGUUUGGCAGGGAUCUAUCUGAAGUGGCUGAGUAUAGGUCUUCCUGCUUAUUUUCAAUGUUGUCAUUCGGCGCAGGGUCUCAUGCAUGUGCCGUCUUUGAUUAUAGGCAUCAUUGCGCCUAUUAAUGCGUUGCUCAACUGGAUACUCGUGUGGGGACCGCAGCCUAUCCGACUCGGGUUCGUCGGCGCACCCCUUGCAACUGCAAUCUCUUUCAACCUUAUCGCCGUAUGCUCCGUUGCGUACGGACUUUUGUACACUCCAGGGACGGCCUGGCAUCCAAUUGGUCGGAGGUCGUUCCGUUCGCUCGGAACCUUGGUUCAAUUAGGGCUGGCCGGCACUGGGCAGAUUGCCAGUGAGUGGUGGUCAUGGGAGCUUGUUGGGCUUGCUGCUUCUCAGCUAGGGCCGGUUGCCCUUGCAGCUCAGAGUGUUCUUCUCGUAUCCUCUUCAACAUCGUACCAGCGCCCUUUGCGCUGGGCGUCGCCACGACCGUGCGAAUCGGUAAUCUGUUGGGAUCAGGCCACGGAAAAAAAGCAAGGAUUGCGGCUGAAGUUCUUCCUCGUGUUUCGAAAGCGAUGGGGCUAUCUCUUCAACAACGAUGAGACCGUGAUCCGACUUGUUGGUGAUAUCAUGCCCUUGGUUGCGUUAUUCCAGAUUGUGGAUGGCAUGAAUGCAGUUACAGGUGGUGCUCUUCGUGCUCGUGGAAAGCAGUCGCUCGGUGCCUUGGUCAAUGUUACGGCGUAUUAUGUCGUCGGUAUUCCUCUAGGUAUAUAUCUUGCAUUUUGGUGGAAUAUGGAACUCCGAGGUUUGUGGAUCGGGCUCGCCACCGCUUUUCUAUUCGGCCGUUGUUUCGGCACUCGAGGAGGACGGCAAACUCCCGCACGAGAUCCCUAUUCACCUUCAUUCUACUCCUAUGAUCCGUACGAGCUGCAACGGAUACGUCAAGCAGAAGAGCACCGCCGUCGAAUAGAAGAGCUCAACCGGCGCCGGGCCGAGCAACUAGAAUAUGCCCGACGCCAAGCCGAAUACGAGCGUCGUCGAGAGGCCGAGGCACGGUACCGCCGCCAGCAAGAGAUCGAGGCACGCAGGCGAAAGUUCAGCGAGCCCGCACAGGCCCGACCUCCGCGUGUGAGAUUGACCCAGCCCCUGGAACGAGAAGGCGGAAGGCCUCAAAGCAUGUUUGGGGGUGAUGUUCAAGAUCUAUUCGAUGCUUUGUAUGGAGACCGUACCCAUCGCAAUCCAUCAUCUUCGUACGGGAGACGCGCAAAAUCAUCAGAUUCUCGAGCGAGACAGAAACGAGUGGAUCCCAUUUGGACGCCGGAGGCAGAGAUGCAAGAGCCUGAAGGUAGUGCAGUGUCGGAUACAGGUGAUACUGGUAGCACUGUAGUACCCGUGUCGAUCCCAGAUCCGAGCGCUCAUGCCACUUCUGAAUCCACGAUCGACGUCAAAACUGAAGAGCCCAGUGCCGAGACAAACCAAUCUCAAUCCGCCAUUUCCGAUAUCCUUAAAUCCUUCUCUGAUCUCAAGUCCUCAUUUACAUUCCCCGAAAAACUUGACUUUCUCAACUCGCCUGACGAUGCCGAUGCAGUGACACCUAAACUUGCAUAUACUCGCAACAACGCUCCACUCCAUCAACAGGAGCAUCUCCUUAUGGGCCUUUUAACCAAAUUGGACGCGGUCGAAUCGUAUGGCCAAGAAACUAUUCGCAAGGCACGGAAGGACGCUGUUCUCCUGAUCGAACGGGAGUUGGAGGAACUGGAUGUCAAGAAACUUCAAAAAUGGCGCGAGCAGUUCAAGGACGUAAGCACUGCGACUUUACGCGAUGUUGAUACGGAAAUGGCUGGUACAGCGCCGGAAUUGACUUUGGAGACCCAACCCGAGGUCGAUCCUGCUUCCAUUCCGCUGCCCCGCGACGAAGACUGUGAACCACAUUCCCCAACGAAUGUGACAUCCGUUGCUUCCUCCGACUCUGUUGUUACCCCAAUUGCUCAGGACUCGGAUCAACCAUCGGUCCUUGGUAGUGCUGAAUCAGGAAAGAGGGAGGUCGCUCAGGAAGACCCUCCGGUUUCAGUUGCCGAACAGGCUGAUUCUCGCACAGGCAUGGUGGAAUAA